GCUUACUCAAAUUGCAGAACUGUGAACAGUGUAAUUUUUUUUUUUACAAUCCCAUUGCUACUGUGCAACAAUAUAGAGCUAGCUAACUAUAAAAUGUUGCAAAAUUUAUUUUAGCAGCAAAUCAAUAUCCAGAAUACUGAAUUUACUUAGUAUACAUGAUUAUUAAUCUCCAAAAUACUUAUUUUUAAACCAGAAUACCUUUUUUGUUGACUGCUGUUCUGUUAUAGGGAUAACAAUAGCCAAUGGAUAGCUCUCCAACUGUAGUUGAACUUUAUUCGUCAGUCUGUGUCCAACACAAUGCUGGCUCAAUCAGUUCAUCAUUAAGCAGCAGUUGGAAAGCUAAUUUUUGCUAUCCCUGGCAUAGCUAGAAGAGGCAAUACCAUGGUGACAGUUGAGGUCAGUUGUGCAAAUGAUGUGGUUUGAUUCAUGGCAAAAUACAGGGAAUUGAAUGCUAAUGAUUUCCCUUUUCAGAUAUUUUCUGAACAAUUGAAGAUGUCCGUCUAGGAGGUGAUUUUGAAUAUCUAAGAUCGCUACAUGGCCAUCUCUAUUACAAUUCUGGACUGUGAUCUCCUCCUGUAUGGCCGUGGACAUCGCAUACUUGACCGAUGUAGGCUGGAUGAUGUUACAGAUGAAUACCUGGUCUCCACAUAUGGCUUUCCACGAUCCUUCAUUGACUACCUUGUUGAACUGUUGGGAAGUAGUCUAUCCCGGCCCACCCAGCGUUCGCGGGCUAUAAGCCCAGAAACCCAGAUCAUGGCAGCACUUGGAUUCUACACCUCUGGGUCCUUCCAGACACGUAUGGGAGAUACAAUUGGAAUCAGCCAAGCUUCCAUGAGUCGUUGUGUUACCAAUGUCACAGAGGCUUUGGUGGAGAGGGUGUCCCAGUUCAUCCACUUUCCACGGGAGGAAGGGUCCAUACAACGGCUGAAGGAUGGGUUUUACAGUCUGGCUGGGGUGCCUGGAGUUCUGGGAAUAGUAGACUGUAUGCAUGUGACAAUAAAAGCCCCAAAUGCCGAAGACAUGUCAUAUGUGAAUCAACGAGGCCUGCACUCUUUAAAUUGUCUUUUUGCAUGUGAUACCCAGGGAGUACUGCUGUGGGCUGAAACCCACAAGCCGGGUAGCAUACAAGACAACACGUUGCUUAAUCAGUCUGAGCUAUGUUGCUUGUUUGAGACUGAGCUGCACAAAGAAGGAUGGCUUCUAGCAGAUCAUGCAUUUCUCCUCCGGCCGUGGCUGAUGACCCCAGUGCAAAUUCCUGGAAGUUCCUCUGAGUAUCGCUACAACAUGGCGCAUUCGGCCACGCACACUGUUAUGGAACGUACUCAACGCGCCCUUCGAUUACGCUUUCGCUGCUUGGAUGGUUCUAAAGCCACACUGCAGUACUCGCCAGAAAAGGCUUCACAGAUUAUCCUUGCAUGCUGCAUCCUACACAACAUCGCUCUGCAGCAUGGUCUAGACAUCUGGACUGAUUCUGGAGGGCCUGGACUGGAGCAAGAAGAGGAAUGUGUUCACAUGGAGCCUGUGGAUUCGGAAGCUUACCGUAUGCGCCAAGAAAUUAUCCUCACAUUUUAGCUGACCAUGAUGGAUCCCACAUCAGACAUUUAAUAAACUGCAAACAUAAAAAAUAUGCAUUUUAUUUUUUUUAGGUUU
Messenger RNA from Pelobates fuscus (common spadefoot toad), 1650 nucleotides. It is a transcript of the gene HARBI1, whose product is annotated as harbinger transposase derived 1. The transcript has 2 exons. The record is from RefSeq and is a predicted model, not a curated record. NCBI's taxonomy places the organism in Eukaryota, Metazoa, Chordata, Amphibia, Anura, Pelobatidae. The coding region runs from base 535 to 1572 and encodes 345 amino acids.